This is a messenger RNA of Owenia fusiformis, 338 nucleotides long. The record is from the annotation of a GenBank genome assembly. Lineage: Eukaryota; Metazoa; Annelida; Polychaeta; Sabellida; Oweniidae.
GGAAACACUGUAUUAUUAUAUGCUGCCAGGAAAGACGAAAAUGAUACUUGUUUUCGUCUUUUUCUGGAAAAUGGCGCAGAUGUCAAUAUUCAGAAUAACGAUGGGGUCACUGCAUUGAUGCAUGCUGCGGAGAACGACAAAGAAGCUACUCGUGUUCGUCUACUUUUGGAACAUGGUGCAGAUGUGAAUGCUCAGGAUGAAGAUGGGGACACUGCAUUAUUAUAUGCUGCUUGGAAUGACGAAGAUGAUACUCGUGUUCGUCUACUAUUGGAACAUGGUGCAGAUGUCAAUGCUAAGGAUAACGAUGGAAACACUGUAUUAUUAUAUGCUGCCAGGAA